Messenger RNA from Trichomonas vaginalis G3, 547 nucleotides. Its product is annotated as protein of unknown function, DUF4106 family. NCBI's taxonomy places the organism in Eukaryota, Parabasalia, Trichomonadida, Trichomonadidae. Gene Ontology annotation, molecular function: DNA binding; ATP binding; hydrolase activity. The transcript has a single exon. The annotation marks the transcript as partial. The record is from RefSeq and is a predicted model, not a curated record.
AUGUUAGAAAAAAAGUUUGCUGACAUUGACAAAAAAUUUGAGAAUGUUUUAAAUAAGAACAAGAGGAAGUUGGAAAAUGCUCAGAUAAAACCCAUACAUGACAAGUUCUUAUUUGCUCAGAAUGGUAUAACAGGUCUAAUCGCACCACCUGGGUCGGGUAAGACUUUCACUUAUCUUAAAAUGGCUGCACAACAACAAGAACUAGAUGAGAAGAACCCAUUCUAUGAGUUAGUAGUCAUUUGUAGUACUUCUGGUCAAUUUGACCAAACCGUCAAUUCGUUCAAAGAUAUUAUAAAAAAGUCUAAGUUAGUAUGUAUAAAAGACUCUGAGUUGUUAGAUUGGAUAAAGAAGUACCAAAGAAGAGUUUUGAAGUACAAUGCUAUAAAUGAGUAUGUCAAUUCUAAGUUUAAAGACCCAAAUGAGGAAAUGCAGAGAAUAUUAGAGAAGAAACACUUCAGAAACAAACAGAAAGAGAUAGAAUACAUUUCGAAGAAAUUGCAAUCUUACGAUUGGAAGACUUACCCUCAUAGGUGUCUUCUUAUCUUAG